This is a messenger RNA of Nerophis lumbriciformis (worm pipefish), 882 nucleotides long. Lineage: Eukaryota; Metazoa; Chordata; Actinopteri; Syngnathiformes; Syngnathidae. The record is from RefSeq and is a predicted model, not a curated record.
AUGGCGAUCGUCCUGCACUCCACCCCCCUCCUGUGGACGCGUCUGGCGGCCCUGAUCUUCUCCUGCGUGGCCUUCUCGGUGGCGGUCCACGGUGGGCGUCUGUACCACGGCACUGGCGACUGGUGCAUCUUCUGCUGGGCCUUCAGUUUUGCCGGAACCCUCCUGGUGCUCCUGGUGGAGCUUUUUGGCCUUCAGACCCGAGCGCCCGUCUCCUGGAAGAACUUCCCCAUCACUUUCGCCUGCUACGCUGCCCUGCUGUGCCUGUCGGCGUCCAUCAUCUUCCCGCUGUACUACUUGAAAGGCAGCAUGGGGCCUAGCCAGGUGCGCGAUUACCGCAUUGUGUCCACAGUCUUCUCCUGUCUGGCCACCAUCGCCUACAUGAGCGAGGUGAGCAUCAGCAAGGCCAGACCAGGCGAGGUAGCCGGCUACAUGGCAACUGCCCCAGGCCUGCUCAAAGUGUGCGAGACCUUCGUGGCGUGCAUCAUCUUCGUGUUCGUCAGCGACCCAGUGCUAUACGACCGUCACGACGCGCUCAAAUACUGCAUGUCCGUUUACUGCAUCUGCUUCAUUCUUUCUGCUGCCAUCAUUCUCCUGUGUGUGGGCGAGUGCACGGGCUGCCUGCCCUUCCCCUUCGCCCGCUUCCUGUCUGGCUACGCCCUGCUAGCCGUGGUGCUCUACCUGUCGGCCACCAUCAUCUGGCCCAUCUUCAACUUCGACCCCAAGCACGGUGGCAGCAAGCAACGGCCGUCCAACUGCAGCAUCACACAGGGGCUGUGCACGUGGGACAAGCUGAUGGCGGUGGCCGUGCUCACGGCCGUCAACUUCAUCCUAUACCUGGCCGACCUCAUUUACUCCGCACGCUUGGUAUUCGUCAGCGCUUGA